GGUUUUGAAUAAGAAAGUGUCUUCAGCUUAACUUUGUGAGACGACUACAGCUCCCAUGAGUCUUUGCCAAAGACGGCGUCCGAAGACCUCGUCAGGGCUGUAGUUUGUUUUAACGCUCACACGGUAAUUAUUAUUUUUAUCUCUUGAUUUACGCGUUGCUAUGAACUAUACUGUAGACCACAUCAACUCAAAUCGAUUACAAACUCACUGAGCUUUAAGGAAAUAUAUCGAAGAACGUUUCUUUGCUAGCUAGCCUCCUUCCCGUUGGCCUCGGCCGGUUACGGCAGCGGGGGGGGAGAAAGUGGAGGAUGGUCUUUUCGACGGUAAUUGUCGGCGGCCAUGACAGCGGGGGACCCGCCGACGUGCCGCGUGACGCCGCGACGUAACCAACGGUCCUAAUGGGGCGGGGCUUGUAAACAAGAAAAUCUAAAUAAAGGGUCGUGCAGAAAUUUACUCCAAAGUAGCUCACUUUUUCUCCACUAGUAAGAGGUUAAGCUCGUGUGAUGCCGAUACGCCGAGUAGCAGCGACUCCUGCCCCGGAGAAGGCCCCCUCUGCUGCGGCCGAGAAAGAGCCUCAGGCGUCCUCGGCGGAGUCGCCAGCAGCAGCAGCAGCAGCAGCCGGCGCCGCCGAAGAGGAACCGGCGGCACAGUCGGCCGUCCCGAAGGAGGCGGAGCCCACGGAGAACGGGGAGAAAGCCGACGCGCCCGCCGAGGAGAAGGCGGAAGAAAAGCCGGAUAAGAAAGAGGACAAAUGCAGGGACUGCGCGGCCGGACAGUGUGCAACACACUGCUAUGUUCUCCUACUAAGGUUGAAAGACGGCUACAAGUCCGCGAAAGCCAAAGGCAAGAAGGUGAAGAGGACGAUUCCCGCGUGGGCGACACUCGCUGCUGGCAAAAGGCUUCCCGUCGCCACCUUCGCAGGCAACAACCGAGUGGACAGCGUUCUCAUCGAAGCCAUCACGUCUUCAAAUGACAAGUCGGGAGUUUCAUACCAAGGCUUCAUGAAAUACAUUCAGAAGAAAUACCCGGAGAUGGAGCUCGACAACAAGAAGUUUCUCAUCAAGAAAGCAAUGAAGAAACAUUUGGAGAAGGGAACCAUCAAACAGCUCACGGGGAAAGGCCUUUCGGGAACCUUCGCCAUCGGGAAGAUCUCCGCCUCCCCGAAGAAAGCAGCCGUGAAUGUCGAGGCUCUGGGAGACGCUCUUCCUCUCAUCAUCACUCGGCUCUGUGAGCCCAAAGAGGCCUCCUACUGCCUGAUCAAGAAAUACCUGGAGCAGCACUUCCCCAACUUAAACAUCCAAAACCGGCCGGAUAUACUCAAGUCGGCCCUGGUGAAGGCCGUGGAGAAAGGACAUCUGGAGCAAAUCACCGGGAAAGGAGCUAACGGCACAUUCCAGCUGAAGCGCGCCGGUAAUCAGGUCCUGCUGAAGGGCAGCAGCUUGGAGGACGCCAUCACAGCCGCCAUCACGGCCAUGAACGAACCCAAAACCUGCAGCACCACCACUCUGCGCAAAUACCUAGUGGACGCCAACAAGGACACAAAGGAGUACAGAUUAGUGGCCAGUCUGAGGAGGACCCUGACCAAGUGCAAAGUGCUCGGCUGGAUGGAGCAGAUCACCGGUCACGGCUUCACAGGAACCUACCAGCUCUCGUUCCCCUUCUACCCGAGCCCCACCAUCCUGUACCCAGACAAGUUCAACGACCAAGCAAAGAAAAACCCGCCAGCCAGGGGGAGGCGGACGGUUCAUUCUUCUUCAGAGGAGGAGGAAGAAGAAGAGGAGGAGGAGUCUGAGUCUGAGGACGAAGCUCCCUCUCGGAAAAGAAAAUCACCAAAGAGGCCCCCACCCAAGGUGAAACGCCCCCCUGCAGCCAAGAAGUCGCGGAGCUCUAGUAAGUCGAAAGCUAAAGGACGGGGACGCUCCCUCGCCAAGAAGACUCCGGUCAAGAAGACUCCGGUCAAGACGUCUCCGGUCAAGAAGGCGGCGUCCUCGGCCAAGCGAGAGGGAAGGAAACCGUCGGCCGUGGCGAAGGAUCCCACGCCGCCCCCUAAAGCCGCGCCAGCCAAGAAAGCUCCCGCUGCAAAACGGCCCAGAGCGCCGGCCGCCAGGAAGCCGACCAAACGGGGGGCCAAGCGGCCGGCGUCGAGGGAGUCGUCCCCCGAGGAGGCCGUCGUCGCCAAGGAAACGACGACGAGCGGGUCCAAGCGGUCAAAAACCGAGGACUCCCGCCCCGAGAGGCCCGCGGGUGGAAAGGCGGCGGCCAAAGGGGGGGCCAGGCGCUCCGCGCCCGCAAAGACAACGCCGCUGAAAGCAGCGGUCAAAAAGGAGGCGGGGAGGAAGACGUCCGCUCGCAGGUCCAAGAGGGGGAAAUACUGAGGCGCUUUGUUUGGCUCCCUCGUUAAACAGGGCCGUAGUUUUCUUUCUUUUUGAUUGGUUGUUUCUAUUGUAGAAUAAGAACGUUCUCCUUCCCAGUUUUGACUGUACACUGAAAGCUCUUGGAUAUUUUUAUUUUUUUCCGUUUUUGAACCACGGUGUGUAGAGAAGCUCGGGUUAGCCGUCAAACAGAUGUGUGACCAGCUGCCAGGAUGGCGAGGUCCCCCCCAGACUGCGACUAGAGCCGUGUAGUGACCUCCGUUUUUAUACCCCGCUCUUCACCUGUUGGCAGCACACGUUCCUAAAAUCAAAUCAAAAAUGUCCUUUUUAAUUAAUUUAUAUGGGUUUGAAAAGUUAAUGGUUCCUAAUAUUUUAUAAAACAGAUUUAGGGGAUAAAACAAUGUUUUAUUGUAAUUUGAAUUGUUAUCCAUCCUUUUUAAUUAUGAAUUAUUGUUUACAUAAUUUGAUUUAGCAUAAAAGAAAUUCCCUUAGAAAAUAUUUUGCCUGCAGCUGACAGGUUGAUGACUUAAAGUAGAAAACAUUGUUAGAAUUAAUUUUAAACACUUAAGGGGAAAAUGUCUUUUUUGAUACGUGUCUAUAUUAAGCAAGAACAUUUUAUUGCUUCACAGCUGCAAGAGAUGUGUUAAUAAGAAAAAGGAGGAUAAUACCCUGCAUGCAUGUAAUCCUUGUGUUGUUAAGCUUUUUUUCCCAGGUCAUUAAUAAAAUGGCUAUAUUUGUAAA
Pungitius pungitius (ninespine stickleback) is the source of this 3113-nucleotide messenger RNA. RefSeq names its product heterochromatin protein 1, binding protein 3 (gene hp1bp3). Gene Ontology annotation, cellular component: nucleosome; chromosome; nucleus. The coding region runs from base 504 to 2375 and encodes 623 amino acids. Gene Ontology annotation, biological process: heterochromatin organization; nucleosome assembly. The record is from RefSeq and is a predicted model, not a curated record. The transcript is spliced from 13 exons. Gene Ontology annotation, molecular function: DNA binding; nucleosome binding. Lineage: Eukaryota; Metazoa; Chordata; Actinopteri; Perciformes; Gasterosteidae.